Messenger RNA from Thunnus maccoyii (southern bluefin tuna), 4955 nucleotides. Its product is annotated as ubiquitin-associated and SH3 domain-containing protein B-like. The coding region runs from base 681 to 2609 and encodes 642 amino acids. NCBI's taxonomy places the organism in Eukaryota, Metazoa, Chordata, Actinopteri, Scombriformes, Scombridae. The transcript is spliced from 14 exons. The record is from RefSeq and is a predicted model, not a curated record. Gene Ontology annotation, molecular function: protein binding.
CGCCCACUUUCUCAGACAGGAAGUGUGACCAACUUUUUCCACCAUCCGCCCUUUACCCUCGACACUUUCCAUCACACCGCCUCAAGUAGUGUGAUUAAUUUCGGCAGGGAACUGUAACAGCAGGCGGCAUGUCUGACAGGGCGGAGCGUGUGAGACUCUCCUUUCUCCGUCUGAAAACCGUACUCUGACUAAACGGUGUACUGUCCCUUUAACUAAAGGGGGAUCUUUUUACAGGCUGAACCUCCGCUCACUCAGGAUCCAUUCAUAAAUAAGACAUCGUGUGGAAAGGAAGCUCAAAGAGUUGCAUCUGAUUUUUUUUCAUUCAGCACGACCGGAUGCAAGCAGAAGCCAGACAUGUUCACCUCGGUCGGGGGACUGUGGAUCGGGGGCAGCAGUGACUUCCCAUGGCUGACCCCCCUGCUGAUGGUUUGGACUUUGUGUGCGAGCCGUCGGGACGCAGCUUGAUCCAAGCUCAGACCCGUUGGAUGAAACCAAAAGAAAAGCUGUUUUCCUCCCAGGGUUUGGUGUUUUCUACGUGCUUCCGCUUCACCAACCGAGUCAUCCUGUUUUAAACAGUCAGUCUGCUUCCAUCCUUCUUUUUUAUUUUUUAAAAAUUUUUUUAAUAAAUGAAAAUACAUCAGAGGAGCCGAAGACCUGACAUACCGAUGGAGCAGUGAGUUAUGGCAGCUAAAGAGGAACUGUAUGCCAAAGUGACCCCGCGGAGGCAGCGCCAGUCCCGGCCGAGCACCGUGAAACAUGGGUCCACUUUGGACGUGCUGCUGUCCAUGGGCUUCCCCAAGACCAGGGCCUUGAAAGCUCUGGUUUCGACAGGCGGCAAAAACGUCCAGGCAGCUUGUGACUGGCUCUUCUCCCACGUGGACGACCCCUUCCUCGAUGACCCUCUGCCCAGAGAGUAUGUGUUAUAUCUGCGACCCAGCGGUCCGCUGCUCCAGCAGCUCUCGCACUUCUGGCAGCAGUCUCGUGUCUCCUGCGGCAAGAACAAAGCUCACAACAUCUUCCCCCACAUCACCCUCUGCCAGUUCUUCAUGUGUGCCGAUGGGAAGGUGGAGGCUCUGUCUGACGCUCUCCAGACCACUGUGGCCAAGUGGAAGGGUCGUAUACCCAUGCCCCUCCCCCUGGAGCUUUACACCUCCUCGACCUUCAUUGGCCUCUUUGUGGAGGAGCAGUUGGCGGAGGUGCUGAAGAGCUUUGCUGCUGAUUUUGCCACUGAAGCAGAAGCUAAAGCAGAUGUUCAUGUUGAGCCACAUAAGAAACAACUUCAUGUCACUUUGGCAUACCACUUCCAAGCCAGUCAUCUUCCAGUUCUGGAGAAGUUGGCCAAGAACGUGGACGCAUCUUCAGGCUGUGACUGGCUGGCUGUGCUCUUCUCCAGGGAUAUUCGUUUCGCUAAUCAUGAGACACUGCAAGUCAUGUACCCGUAUGUGCCUCAAAAUGAAGAUGAGCUCGAGCUGAUGCCAGGAGACUUUAUCUUCAUGUCUCCGGUGGAGCAGGGCAUUGCCAGUGAGGGCUGGGUGUACGGCACCUCGCUGGGCACGGGGCUGUCUGGCCUGCUGCCUGAGAACUAUGUCAACCGCGCUGAUGAGUCUGACACCUGGGUUGUCCACGGGUCUCACUCCGUUCUCAACUGUGCCUCGCCGUCUAACGCUGGCAGUGCUGUGGGCGGGUCAUUAUUUGACGGACAGCACAGUGACAGUCUACUUGACACUCUUGUGGAACCUCACAACCUCACCGGUCUCUGUCCUCCCAUGCAGGUGAUGAGGCCAGCUACUCAGUCCUCCCUGUCCAGGAUGAGACUGUUUGUGUGUCGCCAUGGGGAGAGGAUGGAUGUGGUGUUUGGGAAACACUGGAUCACUCAGUGCUUUGACUCCAAAGGCCGAUACAUUCGCUCUAAUCUCAACAUGCCACCCAGCCUGCCAGCCAGAAUUGGAGGUCACCGGGACUACGAUAAAGAUUGUCCAAUAACUGUGUUUGGCUCCACCCAGGCCCGUCUUGUAGGUGAAGCCCUGUUGGAAAGCCACACGACAAUAGACUUUGUUUAUUGCUCUCCGUCUCUUCGCUGCGUCCAGACUGCUCAGAACAUUCUGCAGGGUCUCCAGCAGGAGGGAAAGACAAAAAUCCGUGUGGAGCCUGGAUUGUUUGAAUGGACCAAGUGGGUUUCAGGCACAUGUUUACCCAUCUGGAUCCCCCCAGCUGAGCUGGCCGCUGCUAACCUGAGUGUGGACACAACAUACAGACCUCAUAUACCCAUAAGUAAGUUGGCGGUGUCAGAGUCCUACGACACCUACAUCAGCAGGAGCUUCCAAGUGACCCGAGAGAUCCUGUCGGAGUGCAAAAACCUGGGAAACACGGUCCUGAUUGUGGCCCAUGCUUCCUCCCUGGAGGCCUGCACUCGCCAGAUACAAGGCCUGAACCCCCAAAACUCCAAGGACUUUGUCCAAGUUGUCCGAAAGAUUCCUUACUUGGGUUUUUGUGCUUGUGAAGAAAUGGGAGAGACGGGGGUGUGGCAGCUGGUCGACCCACCCAUCUUGCCACUGACACAUGGACCCAAUCACAGUUUCAACUGGAGGGAAAUGUUAAUGCAAGACUGAAGGAUAUGCUGUUUGGCUUUCUUAUCUUUUGGCAGCCGCAAACUGCUGAAGAAAUAUUUAUUUUUAACCCACACUGCAACAAAUCCAGCCAAACUACCAAAAAACAACAACAACAAGAACAAAAAAAAAAACAUGUCUGGCUUCCGUUAAAGACAUCUUGCAAAAAAAAUGUGCAUUCAUUGAGGCAAAUGUAUUCAAACGCACACUGCUCAGGAAUGAGAAAAUUCAGUAUGUGUGAAGAUCACAGCAAAAACGAGCUAUAGAUUGGGCCCUUGGUGUUCCACUUCUUAGCCUAAAAUGUGGAGAUGCUACAAGAAAUCUGGAUAUUUCUUGAUGGUUGCUGAUGAAUCAGGUUUUAUGCCAUGAGAAGGUGUCAUUUAAGGCCUGUGUGGCUCCUCCUCAGACAGGAAGGGCUGAAGAUUUAGUGUUAUCCUGCCUUCUCACACACUGUGACAAGAAAUAGAUGAGAGAGACUCUACCACAGAAAUAUUUUUCCAUAUGUCAAGACGUUAUUAUUUAACUUGUAGCUACGACCCUCCUAAAAAAAAGCACAAAAGAAAUGUUGACAAUCAGACUGAGAGAAGAACUGAUCUUCAUUGUUUCUGGUGCUGAGGUGGGUUGUUUAUUAUACCUGUUUUACUCUUGUAAAUGUCAUAUCAUUAAGUGACUCUGCAAAGCUAGCAUUUAUGUUCCCACAUGAAUUCUUUCAACCAUGAUCCACAGGAAUUAUGUGGAAGAAAUGCCAUUUUGAUAACCACCACUGGAACAAAUGAAUAUGACAGGUGAAAAUGAACAUAAUCAAAAACACGCUGUUGUUUAGUUUUCAGUUUCGUCCAGGACGACUAAAACGUUUGCCUGUCACCUUGAAACUCUCUGUAAGCUGGACAACCACACAGCUUUUCAAACACUUUGGUGCAUCUCUUGCUUUUUUUUUUGGUUGUCAGAUGAUUUCAGUGCUUACUGCUUAUAGCAAAUAUUUGUUGUUUGACUCAGAAAAUCCUACUAAUGCUAAAAAAUGAAUAAAGCAAGAUUGUGGGGUUAUAAAGGCCCGUGCAGCCUGUGCCAUGUGUUCAGUAAAAACAGUUUGUAGCCCUUUUCUUCUUCACUUAGAUAAGCGGUGGAAAGGUUGCUCUUAAUUUUCUGUUCUGUUUUAUAUAAACUGCACUGAGGUUGUUUUUCUUAAGAAAAUAAACAUGCAUGGGCAUUGCAAUACACAACUAACACUGAAAUAGUUUUCUUACAGCUUUCGUAAUGGUGUUACUGUCGGUCUUGCAGCAGUAUCAUUGCACUGUCAAUGCUGCCAUUUGACUACAACCCUCUAGAAUAAACUGUUGACUAAGCAAAAGUGAGAAAACACACCUAUCGAAUAAGUUUUCUUGACUAUAACUUUUUACCUCACUGAGUGUCAGUUACAAUGUCUGUCAUAGGAAGUGGAGUAUGAGAAAGGAUAGUGACCUGUGAAAAAACUAGUCAUGAGACUUGAAUUCAAGAAUUUAGAUUUUUAAUGUUAAUGAACAAUACUGGUUAUAUUUUCUGAAUUCUUAUUUGAGGACUUAUUUUUGUCCGAACUGGCUUCUGUAUCUGAUUUUUUUCCCUUUUCUUUCUUUAUUGACAUGGAAAACAAUUAUAAUUUUCUUCUUCCACAAAAUGAUCACAUACAAAAUAUUAAAAUAUUCAUCUUGCGGUUUGCAGAAAAAAGUAAAACAAAAAGUCAAUGUACUGUUUGACCUCCUUUGUAGAAACCAAGAAGUUCAGAUUUUUACCUGUAAAUUUGCUUUUAUGAAUAUGAAAUUUGACCAGUAAAAUUAAAAGAUUUGUAAUAUAUAGCUUAUCAGUUAUCUUCUAGCAUUCCAAACAGUACAAGUUUCCAAAAUAAUAUAAACUCUUCAUCAAUAUGGCUGUUGAUAAAGAUACACAUGUUAUUCCAAAAGAGUCUCAGAAAAGGGCCAAAAUAAGUGAACAGCAGUCUCAGGGGAGCUACAACAAAAUGUACAGCUCAUAUCAAUAUUUUUUUCUGAUUUUUAAAAAAAUGUAUAUUUGCUGGGUAAAAAUCUAUGAAUAAGUUUGAAAGAAACUUCCUUCAUUUUGUCAGUUAUCAAGAUAGUUAUCAGCUAGGAGCCUGAUCUGUUUCCAUGUCAUGUUAUUCACAAAGCCAUUCCAGUAUGAGAUCACAUAUGUUAGUGUUUCUGAAAAAGCCAUCUUCUGGUGUAUGUGCGCUAUGUAGGCAACAACUAAGAGUAUCAUCAGUUUUUACCAUCUCUUCCUCCGAUGCACUCUCCUGUAGGGGAAACUUGUUUUUCUUUGCAUCCUUGUAAUAACAAUAAAUCUGAAUUUCCCAGAACUAUA